This is a messenger RNA of Cetraspora pellucida, 213 nucleotides long. The record is from the annotation of a GenBank genome assembly. Lineage: Eukaryota; Fungi; Glomeromycota; Glomeromycetes; Diversisporales; Gigasporaceae.
AUGUUCCCAAAAAGAAAAAAAGCGAUUACACUAUUAGCUCCUAAAACUUUAGCUUCUAAAAUGUUAGCACCUAAGUCUUUAGCUCCAAAACCUUUAGUGGCUAACCCUUUGCCUUCUGAAACUUUGCCUCUGGUCAUCCAUCCUUCUCCUUUAUCAAAUUUAACAAACAAUUUAUUGUUACAACAAUGGCAAUUCCCCACUACACAAUUUCAG